AUGUGUUUACUAUACUUUGGCCUCGCCGCCCUGCUCUUCAGAUAUCCAACCUGUCCGGUUAAUCUUGUUCCACCAACGCCUUCCGUAACCACCGCAGCUCUGCCGCGCCUAGCUCCCGAACUCGAAGUCGCCGAGGGACAUCGAGUCGACGACAGCGAAAUGCUCCUACCACUGGCGAACAGUGUCACGGCUGCGGCAGGGUCAGUUCUCGUGGCUGCCUCGGUGGCGGCGGCACAGAAUGUGGUGCCUUUUGUGAACCCGGCUGUGCCAACAGGCGUUCCAAUACCCGGCAACUAUACCGGCGUCCUCCGGCCUCGUGUGCAUUUCACCCCACCGCAGCAUUUUAUGAACGAUCCGAACGGCAUGUUUAGGGACGCAAACGGUAUAUGGCAUGUCUACUACCAAUACAACCCGACAGGUCUGGUCGCAGGAAACCAGCAUUGGGGACAUGCCACAAGCCAAGACCUCUAUCACUGGAACAACCAGAAAAUCGCCAUAUUUCCACCCGAGGAGACUAUUUUCGCCUACUCGGGUAGCAUAGUCGUCGAUGUCAACAACACAUCAAAGUUCUUUCCCCCUGGGAAGAAAGAUGGAGUUGUCGCCAUUCUGACAUUAGCUCAAUAUAUGGAAGACGGGACCGCUGGUCCUCAAACUCAAGCCCUAGCCUACUCAAUGGACGGUGGCUUCACAUUCGAGUACUACAAUAAGAACCCAGUCAUCGCAGGCACUAGCAGCCAGUUCCGUGACCCCAAAGUCUUUUGGUACCAACCGCCUCCGGGCUCGCAGUUUAUGCAAGGAUACUGGGUCAUGGCCGUUGCUUACUCUCAGGAAUUUGCCGUCGGCAUCUACACCAGCCCCGACCUACGAGACUGGACGCCCAGGUCAAACUUCACUAACCGUGGACUGUUGGGGGCCCAAUACGAAUGCCCAGGGAUUGUCAAGAUGCCCAUAAAGGACGGCGUCGGCGGCCCGGUCAUCGGCGAGGCGUACGUCCUCAUCGUAUCGGUGCAGCCCGGUGCACCACUCGGAGGUUCCGUAACCCAGUAUUUCCCUGGCAAAUUCAACGGCACACACUUUUUUCCUUUCGACGACGCCACCCGCCUUACCGACUUUGCCAAGGACAACUACGCAGCCCAGUAUUUUGAGGGCGUGCCAUCAAACAUGAAUGCCGUCAACAUGGGAUGGGCCAGCAACUGGGCUUACGCACAGUCGACACCAACCGGCCAGCUUGAGGGCUGGAGGGGCGGCCUUACCCUGCCGCGAUCAAACUACCUGACAAAGGCUCCAAGGAUUGGCUGGAUCAUGGUCGACGAGCCAUAUGACUUGACGCCCGUGCUCGCUGUCGACCCUAAGGACGGAGACUGCGAGCUGGCAGAGGCCGACUCGAAAUCCGUCGAUAUGACAGCCUGGAACUCUGGGGCUUUCCUGCUCGACGUGCUCGUCACGGGCCUCGAGUUCAAAAAGCUCAACCCCGACGCUUCUCUCAACUUUACUCUAUCGGCCCCUGGAAAUUCGAGCGAGUCACUCAAAUUUGGCAUGUUCUUUGCCGGAGAUAUGCCCUUCUUCAUAGACCGGGCUGGUGCACGAAGCCUGUUCCAAGACAACGUCUUUUUCACCGACAAAUUCUCGACGGCUGAUGUGUGGGACACGAGGCCAGGGUCAAAUUGGACGUUGAGGGCAAUCAUUGACAGAUCGAUAGCAGAGUUCUUUGUGGAUGGAGGGAUACACUCAGCGACUGUUUUGAUCUUUCCAACCCAACCGCUAACGGUGCUGGGUGUGCAGAGCGGUGGGCUGAAUACAGGCGCAAAGGUCACCCUCUCAGUCAGGCCGCUGCAAGAUACUUGGGUGCAAAAUGGACGGUCACCGAGCUGUGAUGCUGACAGCGGUGACGAUGACGCAUAA
Molecule: messenger RNA, 1902 nt
Organism: Pyricularia grisea
Lineage: Eukaryota; Fungi; Ascomycota; Sordariomycetes; Magnaporthales; Pyriculariaceae
Exons: 1
Coding region: 1-1902 (633 amino acids)
Biological process (GO): sucrose catabolic process
Cellular component (GO): fungal-type vacuole
Molecular function (GO): sucrose alpha-glucosidase activity
Source: RefSeq, a predicted model, not a curated record